ACGUGUGCCAGAAUACUCUCGCGACUGCGAGGCGGCUGUGUCGGAUUGAGCAGUCGCGCGCAUAGACAUAAUAAAUAUAGGCUUGUUUGAGAUGCAGUAAGCUGCAGUAAGGGGAGGGGUCAAAAAAGACCUUAGAAGUCGGACACUUCCUGAAUCUCGCUGUUUUGUCGCCUGCAAACGUCAGCAAUGGAGGAGAUCGCGUUCGCGUUUGCGUUUUUUAUCGCAGAUGAAGUGGAUGCAAUCGAAAUACCACUGUUUUUACAUGAAGAUGGUCAUAAUGAUAAUCACCGAAGGAAUGUCCCUAAAAUUCGUCAUUUUAUUGAGCAAGUGGUCCAUUUGUACAGUCACUCUGAGUUUCAGAGUCAUUUCAGACUUUCUAGAGGGCAUGUGGAGGAGCUUAUCAAUACACUUGGCCCUUUCUAUAUGAAUACACAGCAGACCAAGGUACCACUGACAAACAGUAUACUUGCCUCUCUAUGGACUCUUUCCAACCAAGAGUCCUAUAGAGGAGUGGCAGACAGAUUUAACUUAACCAAAUCCACAGUUUCAAAACACCUGCACGAGUUCUGUUCUCUUGUAAGAAGUCAUUUGUCACACUACAUCUCUUGGCCCAGAGGAGAAGCCCUGCACAUGUCCCAGUUAGGAUUCAAAACAGCUGGGUUUCCUAACACUGUCUGUGCGGUUGAUGGAUGCCAUAUUCCUAUUGUAAAACCACACUGUGAGAAUCCUGUGGUCUAUAUCAAUAGGAAACAAUUCUAUUCUAUUAUUCUUACAGGAUUCUGUGACAGUCAGCGGCGUUUCUGUCAUGUCAGUGUGGGUCACCCUGGUAGCUGGCAUGAUUCAAGGGCAUUUCGUUUGUCAGAUGUAGGGCACCUUCUUGAGGAAGAUCCGCAUUCCCUGGUUCCAGAAGGCAUGCAUAUUAUUGGAGACUCUGCAUACCCUCUUUUGCUUCAGCUAAUGAAGCCAUACAGGGACAAUGGCCACUUGACUGUCAGACAGACGGUUUAA
Onychostoma macrolepis is the source of this 1008-nucleotide messenger RNA. RefSeq lists its product as uncharacterized. The coding region runs from base 187 to 1008 and encodes 273 amino acids. The record is from RefSeq and is a predicted model, not a curated record. Lineage: Eukaryota; Metazoa; Chordata; Actinopteri; Cypriniformes; Cyprinidae. The transcript has 3 exons.